GCUGUACCUUCGCCGCAGGGGUGUGGCAUGGACGGCCUCCGCAGGGGUGUACAGAGUCACCACUGAUUGCCCUCGCCCGGGACCCUAGCCCGCAGCCUCCUCUACGCGCACCGACUCGACAGUCAUCCUCGGACCUGCAGGGACUCCCAAACAGCAGCCGCCACCCCGGCCUCGGAGUCACCUCCGGAUUCCCUGAUCGCCUGGCAUCAGAGCACCAAGUACCCUCUGGCCAGUGCCCCGCAGAAGCCGUCGGUGGACGCGGCGCGCCAGGCACCCAAGUCCUCUGCCCGCAGCACUCUCAGUGUAAGGCGCGGAGCCCCGGCAUCUGCCCUCGGGGAUCGGGAUCCCGGGCCUGCACGGCCGUCAGCAGCUGUAGACGACGGGGGGCACGGGGGACCGCGGCGCCAUGACGGCUGAGAGCGCGCCGCCGCCCCCGCCGCAACCCGAGGCACUGGCGACCGUGAAGGAAGAGCGCGGUGAGACGGCGGCGGGCGCGGGGGUCCCGGUGGAGGCAGCAGGCCGUGGCGCGGGAGGACGGCGACGCAAGCGCCCCCUGCAGCGGGGGAAGCCGCCCUACAGCUACAUCGCGCUCAUCGCUAUGGCCAUCGCUCACGCGCCCGAGCGCCGCCUGACUCUAGGCGGCAUCUACAAAUUCAUCACCGAGCGCUUCCCGUUCUACCGCGACAAUCCCAAAAAGUGGCAGAACAGCAUCCGCCACAACCUCACGCUCAACGACUGCUUCCUCAAGAUCCCGCGCGAGGCGGGCCGCCCGGGCAAGGGCAACUACUGGGCGCUUGACCCCAACGCUGAGGACAUGUUCGAGAGCGGCAGCUUCUUGCGUCGGCGCAAGCGCUUCAAGCGCUCGGACCUGUCCACCUACCCCGCCUACAUGCACGACGCUGCAGCUGCUGCUGCUGCCGCCGCCGCCGCCAUCUUCCCAGGCGCCGUUCCGGCCGCGAGGCCGGCCUACCCGGGCGCCGUCUAUGCGGGCUACGCGCCGCCGCUCGCCGCGCCCCCUCCGGUCUACUACCCUGCCGCGUCGCCCGGCCCUUGCCGGGUCUUCGGCCUGGUCCCCGAGCGGCCGCUCAGCCCUGAUCUGGGCCCCUCGCCGUCUGCGGCGGGCGGCUCGUGUGCCUUCGCGGCUGCGGCGGGCGCGGCUGGCACCGCGAGCUUUCAACCGGCGGUGUGCGCGGGCGCACGACCGGUCAACCCCGCCGCUUACGCCGCCGCCUACGCGGGCCCCGACGGCGCGUACCCGCAAGGGGCGAGCAGUGCGCUCUUCGCCGCUGCUGCAGGCCGCCUGGCCGGACCCGCCUCGCCCCCCGCAGGAGGCGGCAGCGGCGGCGUGGAAGCCACCGUGGACUUCUACGGGCGCACGUCGCCGGGCCAGUUCGGAGCGGCGCUGGGGCCCUGCUACAAUCCCAGUGGGCAACUCGGGGCUGGCAGUAGCGGCGCCUACCACUCCCGCCACGCCACCGCCUAUCCAGGCGCAGUGGAUCGAUUCGUGUCUGCCAUGUGAACCAGAGUUAGGCACGAAACCUCACAGACUCCGCGACGUCCUAAAAGAUGUAAAACCCGGGACCGCGGACAAGACUAAAAAGUAUAUCGGAUUGAGACUCACGUGCAAGGCCCCUGAGGACCUCAGAGGCUCGCUGCCUUGCACUGUUCACAGACCCGAUUUGCCUUGGA
Acomys russatus (golden spiny mouse) is the source of this 1689-nucleotide messenger RNA. It is a transcript of the gene Foxe1, whose product is annotated as forkhead box E1. Gene Ontology annotation, biological process: regulation of transcription by RNA polymerase II; cell differentiation; anatomical structure morphogenesis. The transcript has a single exon. The record is from RefSeq and is a predicted model, not a curated record. Lineage: Eukaryota; Metazoa; Chordata; Mammalia; Rodentia; Muridae. Gene Ontology annotation, molecular function: RNA polymerase II cis-regulatory region sequence-specific DNA binding; DNA-binding transcription factor activity, RNA polymerase II-specific. Bases 407 to 1519 code for a protein of 370 amino acids.